Messenger RNA from Penicillium pulvis, 4398 nucleotides. RefSeq lists its product as uncharacterized. Gene Ontology annotation, molecular function: transcription coregulator activity. The record is from RefSeq and is a predicted model, not a curated record. The transcript has 5 exons. NCBI's taxonomy places the organism in Eukaryota, Fungi, Ascomycota, Eurotiomycetes, Eurotiales, Aspergillaceae. Gene Ontology annotation, biological process: regulation of transcription by RNA polymerase II. Bases 1 to 4398 code for a protein of 1465 amino acids. Gene Ontology annotation, cellular component: mediator complex.
AUGGACUUUCCCGGAAAUGCCAGUACCAAUAUUCAUCUUAUUGAUGGCUUCUCCACGAUCUAUUGGAGGAUAUACACAGAAGAGACAAGCAUUGCGAACAAUCCACCCGAAGGUCCACCCAAUGGUUACACAAUUUUGAAGCAUCUCAGUCGUUUGAAAGAUCUAGAGGCCAAGCUACGACUUCUCAACUGUUUGGCUUCAUGCCCGAGGCGCCUUGGGCUGUGGGUUUUCUCCCCUACUCCGGACUUUGAAAGCUUAGGAACUUUAUAUGUGAAGGAGGGAUGCGAAGUGUCCAAGAAAAUACUAGUUGAUACGACCAUUCUCAAAGUCUCCGCAUCGGGCAGCAUCGCAUCCCAAGACUUAAUUAGAAGCCUUUCGUCGGAGACUCAAAACCAGGCCGGACCUCAAACUGGGCAGCAAAGGCCCCAGCAGAGUCAAUCCAAUGCCAGGCGACCCGAGAGCCAUAGUAGCUCCGCUGCUAUUUAUGCCUCCUUUAUUUCUGCCGUUACCGGCGCAAUCAGCCUACAUAUGAUUCGCUCUCACGGUGCCUUUCCCCUCGGUUCCCGCACUCUGUUUACGGCGGUGGAAAAGGUGGGCUACGAGAGCCCACGUGUCGAUAAUGAUAGCCCAUUUUCUAAGUCUUGCUUAACGUCAAUGAAUAUCCAACUAAACGGCUCUGGGACAUUGAUGAUCUCGACACAAACUAUCUCUCAGGUUGGUAUUUCACGUCUUUGUGGUCCCCAGGACAACACCACAGAUGUUCUACAAAUGCAGCCAGGUACCGAUCUCUGGCUGUGUCCAAAUGGAACCGUUGCACGGCUUGUCUCCGCCAAUGUUGAACCUCCAACGGUCCCUUCGCCUGGAUUUGCGGUCUCCGGAAAUUUUGCAGCGAAAAAAAGACAAUGGAAACUGGACGUGGUACAAUGGCUAGUGAAUUUCGGUUUGCAUAUUAACUCUGUUGACGAGGAAGUGUGGGUUGAGGUAGAAGUAUGGGAGCCCUUUUUCGCAAGGUUGGCUGGGGAGGCAUGGCGGCAAACCGAUGAGCCCCAAUCUCCACUCCCUUUGAAACGCAUGCUGUGGCCCGCAAGAUUUUGCUUCAAAAGAACCUCUUCCGAAACCAAGUCUCAAAGGAACGAGAAAUCUUGGCCCUUGGGCCUUGCCGACGAUCCACUUGACUUUGCAGAGCGAUGGCCAUCAGAGGCUGAAACUUCCCUAGCAAAUAACCAUUUGACGCCCGCUCUUGUGAUAGAUGAACCUCAACCCAAAGAUGAAGACAUGUCAUCACCUAAAGUUGACGGCUUGGACGGUUUCGAGAGUCUCUCUCGAAUGGCCCAAUACACCGACCUUCCAACCGCCAACCUGGUUUACCCAACUCCUCCCGAAGGGGCUGCUGCGAUAGGAUUGAACCAUGUAAAUCCGAUGGACAACUUUCGCGACGAUACCGACUUUCAAAUGUCCCCGAAUGCACAGCAAGAUCCGAAAACCGGCCCAAAUUUUAAGCUUUCUCCCGAGGUUGGCAUUGGAACGGGCCGCUACGAUGCCAGUGAUGAUGAAGAUCUCUUUGGCGAAAUGAACGAGAGGGAUUUUGGAUCGAAAGGAAUCACUGAUGCUGAUUUCAGCUUUUUCGAUGACCCGGAUUUUGAUAACAUGCAUGACGAUUCCCCUGCUGUUCCUAACCAGGAAUCUUUACUGCCUGCGCUGGAAGAAAGUCAGCUUGAGGAGAGUGCAGCGGAUACAAAUGAUCUACCCUCUAGCGCCCCUCCGGAUGUUCAAGAUCCUGCCCAAGGCGUAACAUUGGAGGAACCGCUGCCCAAAGAGACAGUACACGAAGAUAUGGAGCCAAGUAACGGCCCCAUAGCCAUGGAAACGUCGCCUGGAGACUCACCAGACCACAAGAGUCCAGCCAUCAUCAGUCCUCCUUUAAGCCCCGUGGAGGUUAAGAAGAUCCUGUUCUCGGGGGCAGAAAAAGAAGGCACUCAGCGACCUUUAGAUGGCCGCACUUUACAAGGGCACUACCAUCCAGUGGCUUUUGAAAAGAAAAUUGGAGACUGGAACGAAAAGUAUGGAGCUGCGGGUAAAUUCUGGUUUGCUUCCGGGGGUAAGCUUGAUUCUUCAGAUCAAGGCCCGAACUCCAUUCCCACAAUUGGACUCCCUCAUCGCAGUCGAUCCGGGCUUAAUGGCACAUACGCAAAGUUGGCAGGCAAAAAUGCUUCGCCGGUUACAUUGGAUAAUGACUUUGAGGCCGCUGCGGACUCAGACAGUGAAACCAGUGGUGAUAGCGACGAGUCACCCUCCGAACAUGUCCCCACCCCAAUCAUUGUCCCAUCUUUGAAGAGAAAGCGAGUGCCUUCUGAGUCUGAUGUUCAAUCCGCCGCAUCCCCAGCCAAAUCCGCCGGUGGGCCUGAUGUGAAUUCUAAUCUGAAGGUUGAGAAUUGUACUUUUCUUGGGAAUUUCCUUGCCAACUUUUCAGAUUGGUCCUUUAUUGGUUAUUUCUCUGCGUUUCAGGCACAGCAACUUCCAGUUCUUGUGCGAAGAGAAGACCAGAUUCCUAUCGCUCAGCUGCUCGUUGACCAGAUCACGCAGUCCUCGCUGGAUCACCCGCUUGGUGGUUGCAUUGGCCUUUUUGAACUCGAAAACGAGAGUUUGACAUGGCGGACUAACCUCGAAGAGACAACCUUCCUGGGUGAGGUCGCGAAGCUUGAUCUCAAGGCAUAUGCGUCCUUGCAAGAUGAGGUGACUGCAACGCCUGCGCAGCAGCCCCCUAAGGAUUCUCCCAAAGGGUCUAUUUCAAGGGUAGCUGCUCCACACGUACGCAUGCGUCGGGGCAAGGAGUACCUAGAGACCCUUCCCCCUGCCAUUUCUUUCUGGGAAACAUUCGGUCUUGAGCCUGCCCAUGGGCCAAAAGAUAUAUCGGCUUACUGUAUCCAUCCUUACGCGGCGACCAGUGCAGCCGAUACAUUUUUGAAUCGAUUUGGCCUUCAUUACCAGAGUUGCAAUCUAGGAAGUCAUACCAGAGGCGACAAGUCUCUAGGUUUUGAGAAUGGACUUCGAUCAUGGGAUUCAGAGUCGUCUAGCUAUGCUACUAUGAUGCAAUCGCUGAAAAGUCUAUGUGAAGAACUCGGAACCGAUCUGUCUCAGUACUCACCUAGCACAGACAAUUGUGUUAUCUAUAUCAUCAAUCCGUUUCCACAUGCCGCAGCACUUGCUGAUAUUUGUGCGGCGUUUUGGAAUCUGUUUCAGCAAAUGGCUGCUGACGCAGAUCGUCAACACGGUCAGCCAAUUAAUGAGGUUGCCCUACAGAUUAUUCCGAUGGACUUCAUCAUGUCUGAGGAUUCUAUGGUUGUGCCUACUCAGACGGAAUACCUAAACCUAGCUCUGGAAGUUUACAGUCGUUGUCGCCCCAAGGACACCAGCUCAGGCCCUUUACUUGGUGCUCCGGCAGUCCUUCUGGCUGAUCCUUUGCCAAAAGCUAUUAAUUUCCGCCUUGCACCCGACAAGGGUUCGCCUCUGCAGGAUGGGAGAAGUCUCCAUAUCGCCUACUCCAAAAGUUCUGAUCAGCGAUGGUUGUCUGUAGCAUGGUCCGAUAGCAGUGGCAGCCUUCAAACUAGUAUGUCCUAUUGCUUGCGAUAUCGCAAUCGCGGUACUGCUAGAGCAAUCGCAGAAGUGCGCAAUGAGGUAUGGGCUACCACGCGGCACAUCAUGGAGAAAUUCCAAGCUCAGUGGAAAGUCAUCUUGGUCAAUUCCGAACCUAUCGAUCCCGAUGAAGUGGAAGCGUGGAGCAAUCUGGCUGAGCAACAGAAUAAGAUGCGACCAGGAUCCAUAGAGUUGGUUAUAGUGGCCGUCAACACUGUUCCCGACCUAUCCCUCGAGCCAAAUGCCUCUUACAUUACCUCUAGCGUUCUCAAUCCACAUUUUUCCUCUACUCCCGUCUCGACUCCGAACCCAAGUGUUAGCAUUGCUUCGCCCGAGCAAACAGGCAACGCCCCGACACCCAGCGCAACCUACAACGCACCAACUCCUACCGAACUCUCCCUAGAACCUGAUUCGGAUGUCGUUCUCACCGACAUCUCGGAUGAAUCCUGGGCAGUUACACUGUCCCACCGUCUGAACAGUUCCCCACACGUUACCGAAUUCCGCCCCGCGCUGGCUAGCGGGUAUCUUCUUCGCCGAAAGGGCAUCACCGAUGGCGACGGCGUGUUCACAAUGACCGCCAAUCUUAUUCAUUCACAACGGCCUGCUUCAUUGCACGAAGGUCUCCUUAAGGACAUCUUAGGGAUGUAUCGGGAUCUUGCGUCCCUGGCCCGGGCAAGAGGCAUGCGCAGCGUCCAAGGCAACACGCUGCCAUGGCAUAUUGCCACCGCAUUACGUGCGCAGGAGCUCCUGAGCUAUGUUUUCUAG